Melopsittacus undulatus (budgerigar) is the source of this 1462-nucleotide messenger RNA. It is a transcript of the gene UCHL3, whose product is annotated as ubiquitin C-terminal hydrolase L3. The transcript is spliced from 9 exons. Gene Ontology annotation, cellular component: cytoplasm. Gene Ontology annotation, biological process: protein deubiquitination; ubiquitin-dependent protein catabolic process. Gene Ontology annotation, molecular function: cysteine-type deubiquitinase activity. The record is from RefSeq and is a predicted model, not a curated record. Lineage: Eukaryota; Metazoa; Chordata; Aves; Psittaciformes; Psittaculidae. Bases 128 to 820 code for a protein of 230 amino acids.
GAGCUUCGCGGUGGUGCGGUCACGGGUCAGGCCUGAGGCGUGGCGGCGUGAAGCGCUGUCAGAGCUGUGUUGCGAGGUUCAGGCUUGUGCCGGUACAGGGAGCUGCCACACCGCCAUCGCCGCCGCCAUGGAGCCCCAUCGCUGGCUGCCCCUCGAGGCUAAUCCUGACGUCACGAAUCAGUUUCUCAAACAGUUGGGUAUACAUCCUGACUGGCAAUUUGUAGAUGUUUAUGGUAUGGAACCAGAACUGCUUAGUAUGGUGCCAAGACCUGUCUGUGCAGUGCUACUUCUCUUUCCAAUAACAGAAAAGUAUGAAACCUUCAGAACAGAAGAAGAAGAGAGAAUAAAAGCUAAGGGGCAAGAUGUCAAAUCAUCAGUGUAUUUCAUGAAGCAAACCAUUAACAAUGCAUGUGGAACAAUUGGGCUAAUUCAUGCUAUUGCAAACAAUAGAGAUAAAAUGAAUUUUGAAACGAAUUCUUCACUGAAAAAGUUCCUAGAAGAUUCAUUAACUAUGACUCCUGAAGAGAGGGCCAAAUAUCUAGAAACUUACGAAGCUAUUCGUGUCACUCAUGAAUCCAGUGCCCAUGAAGGUCAGACUGAGGCACCAAGUAUAGAUGAAAAAGUAGAUCUUCAUUUUAUUGCAUUAGUUAACGUAGGUGGUCAUCUCUAUGAAUUGGAUGGGCGCAAGCCAUUUCCAAUAAACCACGGGGAAACUAGCGACGAUUCUUUUUUAGAGGAUGCAAUAGAAGUUUGCAAGAAAUUCAUGGAACGUGACCCAGAAGAAUUAAGAUUUAAUGCAAUUGCACUGUCUGCAGCUUAAAAGCCUUUUCCAGUGGGGGUAAUGCAAUGCAUUGUAACAAUAAAACCGUUGCCAUAUGUUAAUAGUACAAAUUUUGAUACUUCCCUAACAUGUUGAUUAAUUGUUGCAUAUGUGGAAUAAACUUUGCAUUUGUCCUUGCUAUUUCUUGCAGCUUGUUCCUAAAGCAACUUUGGGUAUUUAUAUACACGCAUGCAUUUUGUGCAAGACUUCUGUGUGGUGGGUUUUCCCCCCUUCCACCCUCUUAAAAAUUUUGGGAAUUACCGUCUGUUAUAUUUCAUCAUAGUAAUGAUGAGCUAGUUCAGAGCAGGAUUAUCUUUUGUAUCAUUCACAGAUAACAUUGAGUGGAGUAUGUGGUAUGUUAAUGGGUAAAAACUUGAAAUGUGAGGUUAUCUCCAUCUUCUAAUUAUGAUGAUGAAAGAAUAUUAUAAAUGACUUUUACAGGUGACUCAAAGGCAUUUUUUUCAGUGCAUUAUUUAUAAAUAAACAUGUGGAAGAAGAAAGGCAGAAAAAAGACUGUUUCUUCUUACUGUUGGUGAGCACUGACAUAAUUUUAAACUUAUCUUUAAUCUACUUUUGAAUAAAACUUCGUUUUGUUUCUCAAGCCUGAUCAUGUUAAUAAACUGUCAAAAAGCUUUAGUUAAA